GUCAGAGCUCGUCCCUAAAACCAACUGAUCUCGGACCAGUCUGUCAUGUAAAUCCCGGCGCAAUCCAGCACCCUGAUUGGUCGAACGAACGUCACGAGACGCGACACGGUAGAACUGCUGCACUGCUGAGCUCGUGCCGUCUGCGCUCCAGGUAAAAUGAGUGAGUCUUUAGUUGUGUGUGAGGUGGACGAAGAUCUUGUGAAAAAGUUGAGGGAUUUCCGCUUCAGGAAGGAAACCAACAAUGCUGCCAUUAUCAUGAAGAUUGAUAAAGACAAACAGCUGGUCAUUCUGGAUGAGGAGCAUGAGGAUAUCUCUCCUGAAGACCUGAAGAAUGAGCUACCUGAACGACAGCCCAGAUUUCUAGUGUACAGCUAUAAGUACGAACACGAUGAUGGGAGAGUUUCUUACCCCCUGUGUUUCAUCUUCUCCAGUCCUGUUGGAUGUAAACCUGAGCAGCAGAUGAUGUAUGCUGGAAGCAAGAACAAACUAGUGCAGACGGUUGAGUUGACCAAGGUGUUUGAGAUCAGAAACACGGAGGAUCUGACCGAGGAAUGGCUUCGAGAGAAACUAGGCUUCUUCCGUUAAGAAGGUGCUGAAUGAGCUUAGAUGUUUAGAGUGACCUAAACGAGACCAUCACCUCCAACAGGAGAGAUACCAUAGUCCAUCUGAUACUGUCUGUUUGUGUAUGUUUGAAUGCUUCUGCCCAAAUUCUAAACCCGUCUGUAAUAAUUAGGAUGACCAUUAUUAAGAUGACAAAAAAUUCAAGGUGUAAAAGAAAAGAUUAUUACAAAUUUUUAAACUGACUAUUGGACAUAGUUUUUUGGAACUAUCCACUCCUCUCCCUGAGCAGUCAAAUAUGUACUGCUGUGCACAGGUGGCCAGUUCCUACUGCCGUCAUAGUUGGGUGACAUUCCUUUAUUUUUAAGCAAUCUGAUGUCCGGCUAUAUUUUAUAAUGACACAGCAAUGGAUUUGAACAUUCAAAUAUAUAUGUAUAAAUAUAAGAAGGGCCAAAUGUUUCUUCCUUAGUAAUUUAGUGUUGUUCCUGUAAUUUGAAGUGUUUUCAUUUUUAUAUGCAUUGAGUGGUGGGAGGUGAGGGGCCUUGUAUGUUGAUAGUUUUGGGAGAGAGGGUUUGAUCACUGACUGUAUUUGGUCUGUUGUCUUAAGUGUCAUUAAUAAUUGUUUUGCCUUUUAAAAUCUAUAGAGACAAAUCAUCACUAAAGUACUAGAAUGUCUCUCCUUGUGCGGUGCAAGUUUUUAAAUGAAUUGUUUUUGAGAAAGAAUAUGUUGGUGACCCUUAAGUCCUCAAGCACAGAUCAGAAAACUCAACAAUGCCACUUUAUUGAAAAUGCAUGUUUAGGUGUACAGCAACAGGGAUGUGUUGUGGUGUAAAUCUG
Molecule: messenger RNA, 1395 nt
Organism: Paramisgurnus dabryanus
Lineage: Eukaryota; Metazoa; Chordata; Actinopteri; Cypriniformes; Cobitidae
Gene: gmfb
Product: glia maturation factor, beta
Biological process (GO): negative regulation of Arp2/3 complex-mediated actin nucleation; actin filament debranching
Cellular component (GO): cortical actin cytoskeleton
Molecular function (GO): Arp2/3 complex binding; actin binding
Source: RefSeq, a predicted model, not a curated record